UCCAACAGCAUAGACAUUUCUCGUCUUUAAAGCGCGUCUAGUCGUUGUGUUUUCUCAAAUAUAAAAUCGUGUAUUUUUAACCCCCCAAAACCCCAUCACACAAAAAAACGGAGGAUACUCAAUAAAGUUUCAAUACUCUAUUAAAAAACAUUAAAACACCAACAACAAGUUUCUACGUUUCUACUAAAAAAUUUUAGUUUAGUCAACGUUUUGGUUUAUUGGAAAUAAAACCUCAUAAAAGUUGUUGGUUUAUAAAACGUUUUAGAAAAAACAGUUUUAUAUAUAUUUUUUAAAAAUCCCCCUCUCCAAAUACACAUACACAAACACUAACACAGCCAAAAUGAGGCCAUAUUUAAUAACAUUUGCCUGUAUCUGCUCUGCCCUCGCUUUUGUAUCUGCCGUACCAGUGCCUGCCUCCAAUCAGGAACUAGAUGUGCUACAGAUUCCACUUUCAAAUGGAAAGGAAUUGGAUGUUUUGACAUUGGGAUCCCGAGCCGAAGAACAAUUAAUAGCAGAACGUAAUAAAAGAACAAUAGGUUUAUUACGUGAUCUGUUUCCCGAUAUAACUAAGAAUGGUGCCACUGAUACACAAAUUGAUUUAUCGGCCAUUAACAAACAAUUGGAAGAAACCAUACGCGUUGCCAGACAAGUCAAAGAAGCUGAAGCCGCCGCCCAAGCUGUAGCCGCUCUCCAACAACCAGCUCAACUUCCCAUACCCUCGCCCAAAAUAGAAGAGACCAUACAAUUGAGUUUCAACAAUGAAUUGAACAAUCUCGAUAAGCCCAAAUCGAUUAGCAACGAACUGCAAUUAAGCGAUUCCAAGUCACCAGCCAUCGAUGAAUUGACUUUGGAUUCAAAUGAAGAUACUGCCGAUUUGGAUGAUAGAAACAAGAGCAAUAUUUUCAAAAGGUUUUUGCAAUUCGGCGGUGCCGGUCUAGCUGGCGGCGCUAGCGGUGGCUCAAGUGCCGGUGGUGCUGGAGGUGCAGGCGCCCCUGGAGGUUCCGGUAACUUCUUAUUCGAUAUUGUCAGACUUUUCUCUGGUAGUGUGCAAACUCAAGCUGGUGAUGAAGCAGCGAACAGUGUAAGCGGCUCCUCGGACAGUGAUUCCGAUAGUGAUAGCAAUCGUUCUAAUGACGGUUACACGGAAGGUAUUCCCGGCCCUGUUACCAGAUUAGUCGUUUUAGCCAACCGAGGUUUGGCCAAUUUGGUACAAGAUUUGAUUUUGCGUGUGGCUGCCACAAGUGAGAAAUUCGUUAACUUCAAGGCCAAACUUAUCACAGCUCUCAUUUAAAUAGUCUUUUGCUCUGUUCACACACUUACUUCUUACUAUCAACAAGAUGUUCAUUUCAAAAUUAGUCAAAUUUUUCCUUUUGUCUUCUAUACAAAACAACGAAAUUUUGUUUUCCUGUUCAACAAUCGUAUUUAGUUUAAUUUAUUUUUUUUUGCUAAAACCACGAAAAAAACAAUAUUAAUUGGUAAAUUACAAACAAAGAAAAUCAAUUCACACAAACUUUAUCUCACACUAUUCAUCACUAUUUUUUUUUUUUAUUUUAUUUAUUAAAAUCGAAACAAACUACAAAACAAAUUGUAGCUAGUUUGUUUGAAAAAAUAAAAAUUUGAAAAUACUAUUACUAACAAUAGGUAGAUAAACAAACGAUCGUAGCCUAUAUAUUUUGUAGUAUGCUGCUUGUAAAUAUGAAAUGCCUUUUUUAAUUAUUCUUGUAGUAUUGUUUUUUUAUAUUUUUUUAUAAUUUUUCCUAUUUUGUAAAAGUUUCCUUAUGGAUUUUUUCUUAAAAACAAACACAAAACCAAUAAAAAAUAUACAUGACUGUGGUGUUUUAUAAACUAUUAUUACUAUUAAUUUGUUCCCAGUUUGUAAACGUAAAGAAAGAAUCAAAAUCCAUCAUUAAAAUUAAAACAAAAACGUAGAAUUUUGUAGUUACUUUCAUUUAGUUUUCAGUAGCAGUUAAUUAUCAUUAAAAAAAAACAUGUAAAACAUUUUACAUUUCACACUGUUAACAGAAAUCUGCUUAAACUUUGAAGUUGUUGUUAAACGUUCUAUAAAUUCCUUAGUUUUACUGCUAAAGUUUAAAGAGAAUUAAAAGAAAAGAAUUGCCCUUUUAAAGAAAAAAUCUUAAGUUAAUUUUUUUUUGAUAUUAUGUUGGAAUUGUUUUUUUUUUAUAAGUGUAAGUCAUUUUUUUUAUUUUAUUAGCUUUUAAGUUUUGUAAAAAUGUAUCCUUAAUUUCCUAAAAAAAAAGAAAACAUAUACCAAGUUAAAUUAGUUUCCGUUUGAAAUAAUUGUUUUACAACUAUGGUAUGGAAUUUUAUAUUUCUUUCACACUUUUUUUUAUUUACUUAAAGUAAAAUAUUCAUUGUAAUAAUUGUAGCUGCUUAUUUUUGUCUGUGUAUAACCAUCCCUUUCUUAAAAAUUUUCUUUUUAUACUGUUUUUGUAAUUACUCUUAUUGUCUCUUAUUAAUUUUUAAGUGUUGUAAAUAAAAAUAAAUAAAAUUUAGUUAAAAAUAAAUAUAAAAAAAAUAUAAA
Messenger RNA from Calliphora vicina (urban bluebottle blowfly), 2542 nucleotides. RefSeq names its product keratin, type I cytoskeletal 10. The transcript has 7 exons. The record is from RefSeq and is a predicted model, not a curated record. The coding region runs from base 341 to 1291 and encodes 316 amino acids. Lineage: Eukaryota; Metazoa; Arthropoda; Insecta; Diptera; Calliphoridae.